Messenger RNA from Myotis lucifugus (little brown bat), 1017 nucleotides. Its product is annotated as sialic acid-binding Ig-like lectin 14. Gene Ontology annotation, biological process: cell adhesion. Gene Ontology annotation, cellular component: plasma membrane. The coding region runs from base 1 to 1017 and encodes 338 amino acids. The transcript has 5 exons. The record is from RefSeq and is a predicted model, not a curated record. Gene Ontology annotation, molecular function: sialic acid binding. Lineage: Eukaryota; Metazoa; Chordata; Mammalia; Chiroptera; Vespertilionidae.
AUGGUGCCCCUGCUGCUGCUGCCCCUGCUGUGGGGGGGGUCCCUGCAGCAGCCACCACGCUAUGAGAUCGAAGUGCAGGAAUCAGUGACGGUGCAGGAGGGUCUGUGUGUCCACGUGCCCUGCUCCUUCUCCUACCCGCGGCGUUCGUGGUCUUCCUAUAGCAACCUCUACACCUACUGGUACCGGGACGGGGACAACAUAAACCGUGCUGAUCCUGUGGCCUCAAACAACCCAGAUAAACCAGAGGAUACAGAGACUAAAGGCCGCUUCCUCCUCGCGGACCCCAUGACCAGCAACUGUUCCCUGCAAAUCAGAGACGCCAGGAGGAGUGACUCAGGACGCUACUUCUUCCGAGUGGAGAUAGGAAAUUUUGUGAGAUAUAGUUACCAAGAGAAGAUGCUGGAUUUGCAGGUGACAGCCCUGACAGAGAAACCCCACAUCCGGAUGAGGGAGCCUCUGGAGUCUGGGCGCCCCACACAGCUGGCCUGCAGCCUGCCAGGGGCCUGUGAAGGGGGACGACCUCUCACCUUCUCCUGGGUGGGAGCCGCUGUGGACUCGCUGGACCCCCAGAACCUCAGCUCCUCGGUGCUCACCUUCACUCCAAGGCCCCGGGACCAUGGCACCAACCUCACCUGUCAGGUGAAACGGGAAGGAUCCCAGUGGAUCAUGCAGAGAACCAUCCGGCUCAAUGUGUCCUGCAGCCCGCACUCCAGCAGAUGUGUGACUGAGGAGCAGCAGGGCUCCUGGCCCCUGGUCCUCACCCUGAUCAGAGGGGCCCUCAUGGGGGCUGGCUUCCUCCUCACCUACGUCCUCACCUGGCUCUACUACACCAGGUGUGGAGGCCCCCGGAACAGGAGGGCAGAGCUCCUGAUGGAUCCUCCCUUCCUCUCAAGAUGGACUGAGGUGUGGACACCAGGCUACAGGGACCGUCCUGGGACGUCCAUGUCACCAUCUCCCUGGAAGUUCUUGACUCACCUGCCUCCAAUGUGCCAGUGGGGUUUCAGUGUGUGGAAGUGA